Messenger RNA from Athene cunicularia (burrowing owl), 996 nucleotides. RefSeq names its product Aly/REF export factor (gene ALYREF). NCBI's taxonomy places the organism in Eukaryota, Metazoa, Chordata, Aves, Strigiformes, Strigidae. The transcript has 8 exons. Gene Ontology annotation, cellular component: nucleus. Gene Ontology annotation, molecular function: mRNA binding. Bases 1 to 660 code for a protein of 219 amino acids. Gene Ontology annotation, biological process: mRNA export from nucleus. The record is from RefSeq and is a predicted model, not a curated record.
AUGCGCAGGCGCCUGCUGGUGGAACCGAUCUGGUCCAAGGCCACGGUCACGUCCACCCUGCACCGGAGAGCACCGGGGGCUCCAGGCAGCACCCGGCAGCUCCGCGCCUUGGGGGUCACAUCUGUCACGCACAGCGCCUGCGGGGAGACCGUCAGCAGGGACCGAGGUCCCCAGGUACUGUGGCACAGCCGCCAGCGCGGCGUUGGCAGCGCUGAUAGACGCGGGUGCGUUUCUCCCUCCCCUCCUCAGGAGCUCUUUGCGGAGUUUGGGACCUUGAAGAAGGCAGCUGUGCACUAUGACAGAUCCGGCCGCAGCCUAGGGACGGCGGACGUGCAUUUCGAGAGGAAGGCAGAUGCUCUGAAGGCGAUGAAGCAGUACAACGGAGUCCCCUUGGACGGGCGCCCCAUGAACAUUCAGCUGGUCACGUCACAGAUCGACACACAGAGGAGACCAGCACAGAGUGUAAACAGAGGUGGCAUGACCAGAAACCGUGGUGGUUCGGGAGGAUUUGGUGGUGGAGGAGGCAACAGGCGAGGUACUCGUGGCGGGAACAGAGGGAGAGGCAGAGGAGCUGGAAGAACUUCCAAACAGCAGCUCUCCGCAGAAGAGUUAGAUGCACAGCUGGAUGCUUAUAAUGCCAGGUGUAAGUCGCGAGUGUGAGGAUGGCAGAGCAGGAGCCCACGGCGGAGCAGCUGGCCCAGAUUGCAGCUGAAAAUGAGGAGGACGAACACUCUGUCAACUAUAAGCCACCUGCCCAGAAGAGCAUCCAGGAGAUCCAGGAGCUGGACAAGGACGAUGAGAGCCUGCGCAAGUACAAGGAGGCACUGCUCGGCGCCGUCACCGUCACUGCAGAUCCCAACGCUCCAAACGUGGUGGUGACAAAACUGACUUUGGUCUGUGCUACUGCUCCUGGCCCUCUGGAGCUGGACCUGACAGGUGACUUGGAGAGCUACAAGAAGCAAGCGUUCGUGCUGAAGGAGGGUGUGGAAUACCGGA